Molecule: messenger RNA, 642 nt
Organism: Cariama cristata (Red-legged seriema)
Lineage: Eukaryota; Metazoa; Chordata; Aves; Cariamiformes; Cariamidae
Product: protein AHNAK2-like
Exons: 1
Biological process (GO): regulation of RNA splicing
Cellular component (GO): nucleus; costamere; cytoplasm
Source: RefSeq, a predicted model, not a curated record
AUGCCCGACGUCAAGAUGCCCAGCGUCAAGCUGCCCAAAGUCAAAGCUCCCCACGUGCAGGUCAGCCUGCCGAAGGCCGAGGUCUCGCUGCCCAAAGCCCAGGCCGAAGUCCAGGAGGGCGAAGUCGCCCUGCAGGGCCCCGACGCCGAAGGCGGCCUGGAGGUGGCUGCCGGCAAAGUUGAGGGCGGCGGCAUGAAACUGCACAUGCCGAAAGUCAAGGUGCCCAGCGUGGUCUUCUCCAAGCCGACCGUCAAGGCUCCCAAACUGGACGCAGACGUCAGCCUGCACAAAGCCGACGCCAGCCUCCCAGAGGCAGACCUCAAGGCCGGCGCCGGCGACGUCAGCAUCGCGGCCCCCGACAUCAAGCUGCCCUCCGUCGAAGGCUCCCUCGAGCUCCAGGCGCCCGACGUAGACCUCAAAGUGCCCUCUGCCGAAGGCUCGCUCGACGGGGCCGAGCUGGAAGGCGCGGGCCUGAAAGGGAAGUUUAAGAUGCCCAAGUUUGACAAGCCCAAAUUCGGAGUGACGGCCCCCAAGGCGGAAGGGCUCGAAGGCGAGGUCAGCCUGCCCACCGCAGAGGUCGACCUCCCCUCUGCCACCGUGACGGCCGCCGGGGAGGGCCCCGCGCUGGGCCUCAAAGCCGAC